This is a messenger RNA of Staurois parvus, 400 nucleotides long. The record is from the annotation of a GenBank genome assembly. Lineage: Eukaryota; Metazoa; Chordata; Amphibia; Anura; Ranidae.
CUGUGUCCCUGGGACACAACGGAUCACCGAUCACUGUAAAGAGCCAAUGACAUCUGUUCUGUCAUGUGAUCAGCUAUGUCCAAUCACAGCUGAUCACAUGACAUCUACACUGAUCAUCAGGGCACUGAUGAUCAGUGUAGCCCCAUCAGUGCCACCUGUCAGUGCCCAUCAAUGCCACCUGUAAGUGCCCAUGAAUGCCACAUACCAGUGCCCAUCAGUUCACAUCAAUGCCACAUAUCAGUGCCCAUCAGGGCUGCCUUUCAGUGCCUGUCAGUGUUGCCUAUCAGUGCCUGUCAGUGCAGCUUAUCAGUGCUCGUCAGUGCCGCCUAACAGUUCCAAUCAGUGCCGCCUAACAGUUCCAAUCAGUGCCGCCUAUCAGUGCCCAUCAGUGCCGCCUAUC